Molecule: messenger RNA, 1542 nt
Organism: Cuscuta epithymum
Lineage: Eukaryota; Viridiplantae; Streptophyta; Magnoliopsida; Solanales; Convolvulaceae
Source: the annotation of a GenBank genome assembly
AUCAAGCCCAACUCAAUAAAGCCCCAAAAAAUGAAAAAAAAAAAAAAACAGUUUUUGGCCCGGACCCGGGCCCGACCCGGCCGGGCCGGUUCGCCAAAUACAAGGCCCGAGCCCGGACCCGCCCCCCCACCGGGCCUAGGCCCGACCCGGACCCGGACCCGAGAACCGGGUCGGUCCGGGCCCGCACAGUGGCGGGCCGGGCGGCCCGAACCGGGUCCAUGACUACUGUAGGGUAUAGAAGCAAAAUUCAGCGUUCACUUUGGUUUGUAGGGCUAAAACUUGCUGAAAUGACUGAAGUUGCACAUUGUUGAAACGGGCAUGAUAAUCAUGUUCUUCUUAAAUGCUUAAUACCAAUGAUUUAUAAUUAGAAGCAUGUGUACUCCUAUGUGUUAUAGAACUUAAAAAUGUUUGGAUUUUUUUUUAAACUGGAGUAAAAAUGUUUUGAAAUUUCAAAAUAUAACUGUAAUGUUUUAAUUCCCUAAAUAUGAGUAAUUUUUGUCAAGUUUGACAUUAUCAGGUUUUAAACAUGACAAUUUUUACCAAGUUUUUUUCUAAUUUGGUAGAAAUUACUUUAAUUUAGAGAAUAAAAACAUGGAGGUUCUUUUUGGAAUUUUAAAACAUUUUUACUCCUACUCAAAACAAUUUCUAAAAAAGAUUUUCAAUUUUUGGUUUAGAAAAAAGUUGAAAUGAUCUGGUGCUCCUUAUGUUAAGCACUUAGACGUUAAAGUUGGAAGCAUAUAAAUAAGUGUUUUAAAUUAUUUUUCACUUUUUUAUUACACAAAAACACUUAUUUAUCAAACACUAUGAGAAUGUUUGGCACGACUGAUUGAAAAGUGUGAGCUUUUAAUAACUUCAUAUUUAUUUAGUUCUUUUGGUAUACUGCUAGAUGAAGGGCAGUUCAUAUUAGGCUGGCAUGAGUCACAUGACAGGACCUGUUGUUCGGCCAGAGCCAUUUGGAGCACUUCUCGAUAGAACGCAAUGUUUUUAAACAAUUUAUUUAACUGUUUGCUCAACUGAAUUCAGAGCUAAAAUUUAGUAGGUAUAAAUUAGACAUGACGAAGAAUAUGUUCAAAAAAUUCCAGACGAUGAAUCCUGCCGGACCGGUCUGACACAAUCGCUAUUGAUGCUUGGUGUAGACCCUCAUUGGCUAGGAGUCACUUAUGUGUCUGUUUCACCAUUCCUUCGGACUUCCCUUCUGCCAUGCUUUGACCAUGACAAGUAACAUGUACGUACUGCCCUAUUGGCGGAGGAUGCGGCCAAAUCUUUGCAUUAAAUUAUUUUCUAUCAAAAAAAGGAUGUAGCUAGACUGUACCAGAAUAUGCCAAGAGAUCGAGCCUCAGCCUCAUGGUCUUGCCAUCCCUGACCGCAUCCAUAUCGAGCACCCCCGCAGGCUCAGGGCCAGGUGUGACCCUCGACUCGGCUUGACGGUUUGAAUUCAAGUAGUUGCUGAAUUGCUGAACCAAUAUCAAACCAUAUUUAUCCAAACUUUUUAUUACUUCCACACUUUUUGAAUUAUCUUCUAAAUAAAGUUUUGCAUUUGGA